Chelmon rostratus (copperband butterflyfish) is the source of this 1689-nucleotide messenger RNA. It is a transcript of the gene klhl23, whose product is annotated as kelch-like family member 23. Gene Ontology annotation, molecular function: protein binding. The transcript is spliced from 3 exons. The record is from RefSeq and is a predicted model, not a curated record. The coding region runs from base 1 to 1689 and encodes 562 amino acids. NCBI's taxonomy places the organism in Eukaryota, Metazoa, Chordata, Actinopteri, Chaetodontiformes, Chaetodontidae.
AUGUCGCACAACCAAGCUGAAAUCUACACAUACGACUUCUGUGACGGUGACCACGCAGCGGAGCUCCUGGAUGCUCUCAGGCGUUUCUACGUUAGUGGCCUGUUUACCGACGUGACUCUACAAUGUGGCGAGUCCGGACAGGUGUUCCACUGCCACAAGGCGCUGCUGUCAGCCCGCAGCUCCUAUUUCAAAGUCAUGUUCACGGCUGAUAUGCGGGAGAGGUCCAACAGCGUCAUCAAGCUGAGCGGGGUCGACUGCGGGGUCCUGGGUGCUCUGGUGAAUUACGUGUACACGGCUCAGGUGUGCAUCACCGAGAGCAACGUGCAGAGCCUGCUGGAGGCUGCGGACCUGCUGCAGUUUGUGUCUGUGAAGCGGGCGUGUGAGGAGUUCCUCGUCCGCCUCCUGGAUGUGGACAACUGCCUGGGGAUGCACGCCUUCGCUCAGCUGCACCUGUGUCCCGGCCUGGAGAGGGAGGCCCGCAGAGUGAUGCUGAGCAGGUUCAAGGAGCUCGUACAGCAGGAGGAGUUCCUGGAGCUGGAUCGUGAGAAGAUGGGAUCCCUUUUGGCCGCUCAGAACCGCACUGUGCAGAAGGAUGAAGUGCUGAUGGACGCCGUGGCCAAAUGGGUAACGCAUGACUUGGAUAAUCGCGUUCUCCACGCCGCAGACCUGCUGCACUCAAUCCAUCUGGAACUAGAUGAGAUUUACUUCAAGGCUACUUUAGAGGCACGCAGACAAUGCCUGCUGAACAGUGAAGGGAAAUUCAAAUCUUUGAUCAUUCAGGCUCUAAGGUCCAAUGGCAAGGAGACUUCUGCAAGCAGAAAAAUGUCUUCCAGCAUGUAUGUCAUUGGUGGAUACUACUGGCACCCUCUUUGUGAGGUUCACAUAUGGGAUCCUGUCAGCAACACCUGGGUGCAAGGAAAAGACAUGCCUGACCAUGCAAGAGAGAGCUACAGCGUUAGUCUACUUGGGACAAAUAUCUAUGUGACUGGUGGUUACAGGACAAACACUGUGGAGGCUCUGGACACAGUCUCAGUCUAUAACUGUGACUAUGAUGAAUGGACCGAGGGUUGUCCCAUGAUCACAGCUAGAUACUACCAUUGCUCUGUGGCUUUGCACGGCUGUAUUUAUGCCAUCGGGGGCUACAGAGGAGGGGCUCCAGAGCAAGAGACAGAAUUUUAUGAUCCUUUGAAAAAGAAAUGGUUCCCUGUGGCCAAAAUGAUUCAAGGUGUAGGAAAUGCCACUGCCUGUGUAAUGGGAGAUAAAAUCUAUGUGAGCGGAGGUCACUAUGGGUACAGAGGGAACUGCACCUAUGAGAAAAUCCAAGUCUACAGGCCAGAUGUCAAUGAGUGGAGUAUCACUACAAUAACUCCCCAUCCAGAGUACGGGCUGUGCUCUGUGUCUCUGGACAACAUGCUGUAUUUGGUGGGUGGACAGACGACUAUCGCAGACUGCUACAACACAGAGAGAGACGAAUGGAGGCCGAUAUCUGUGAUGAAGGAGAGGAGGAUGGAGUGUGGGGCUGUCGUAAUAAAUGGUUGUAUCUACGUUACAGGAGGAUACUCCUACUCGAAAGGGACUUAUCUGCAGAGCAUUGAGAAAUACGACCCGGAGCUGGACUCUUGGGAGAUUGUGGGGACUCUGCCCAGCCCGGCCAGAUCACAGGGAUGUGUUUGUGUUUUCAGUGUUUAG